GCGAUACCAAUGUUAAAACUUAAAAUUUGAUACGUCAAAAAUCCGCACCGUCGAUACUGGCCGCCUAUGUCAUUAUGCGUUGCGGAGGCCAAUAUCAUUUAAAACGGAAACAAAAAUAUUUCGCGUAUAACGAGUUGAGCAGGCAGUGCAAAUUAGGUAUAGGGGUCGACUGACGUUGUGAUGGCAAAAAUUUUGCGAAAGAUAUCACACUGACAUUAGCAUAAUGGACCAGCAAUUUUGUCUUCGCUGGAACAAUCACCCUACCAAUUUAACAGAUGUGUUGGCUAGUCUGUUGCAACGAGAAGCCCUCUGUGAUGUUACUUUAGCUUGUGAUGGAGAAACGGUCAAAGCACACCAAACUAUUUUGUCAGCAUGCAGUCCAUACUUCGAGAGUAUAUUUUUGCAAAACUCCCAUCCACACCCUAUCAUAUUUUUGAAAGAUGUUAGAUUUGAUGAGAUGCGAUCUCUAUUGGAUUUCAUGUAUAAAGGGGAGGUCAAUGUUGGCCAGUCGAGAUUACCUAUGUUUCUAAAGACAGCUGAAAGUCUUCAGGUUCGUGGAUUAACUGAAAGCGGUCAUAUUUCAAAUCGCUCAGAAGAUCACAAGCCUGAUAACUUAACGAUGUCUGGUCGUGAUAGAGAACUCCAAGAACAACGUGAUACUAUAACUUCACACACCAGUUCAAUUCAGUCUGGCCCAACUGAUUUGAAGCGUAGAAAAAAAAAUACGAACUGUGAUAUAUCUUUGACAAAUUCUUCUCUGUCAGAGAGGCAAUUUGCCGAAUCUCAAGCAUCUUCCUCACAUAGCAGCUAUAAGUCGAGUUCUCUGCCUAAAUUGAACUCAAUCUUGCACCAUGAUUCAUCAAAUGACGACGUUCAAUCUCAGAGCGGAGUUGUGGGCGGCCGAGGCCUCAUGCAGUCCCCAUCGGCUGGUCAUUCGGGUCAUUCGUCCGCGCGAUCCAACACGCCUGGUGUCAUGUCUGCGGUCAAUAUCAAGCAAGAGAUCUCGGACUCGCAUGGUUCCAAUGCCGUACAUGAUCAGAAACCCUACUCUAUCGCGUCCGAUUUUACGACAAAAUCGGAUUGGGGCGAUUCUGUCAGCAGGAAACGUCGCACAUCUGUCACCUGUGAAUGGAACGAAAAUGUUUGUAAUAUCAAUCUCGGUGAAUGGCAAAACACUUGCAAUGUUAUGAAUCAGCAGUCUGAUUGGAAUAGACCUCCUCCAACUACUAAUGACUCCACCGAUUGGUUGAAGGCUUCUGGUUCUAGUACGAACUUGACUCAAAAACAGGAAUGGCCCAAUCAACCACGGACUUCGUCUUUACAGCAGUACCUUCUUUCAUCGAAAAUGACUAUAGUGCCAUCAGGACCGAUAAUUACAGAUCAAAGAAGACUUCGUUUCAUUGCGCCGUACCCAUCCGAAGACCAUUCCAGAUUGGAAAGUGUGAUCCAUACUUCAAAUCCGGUAAGUGUUGCAACAACGUCUUCCACAGUUGCCACAAGUAAAGCUUCAUUGCCAAGUACCCAGAACCGGAAAGGUGGCAGAUUUCGACAAAAUUGGUUGGAACAAUUUUCUUGGCUUAAAUAUGAUGAGAAACAGAAUAUUAUGUUUUGUAUAUACUGCAGGAAGUGGUCGCAUGAAAUUCAAGAUAUUCGCACUUCUUUUGUCGAAGGAAACGGCAAUUUUAGGUUAGAAAUUGUCAAUCAUCACGACAAGUGCAAAGUGCAUAAGCUGUGUAAAGAGAAGGAGGUCGACAGUCAUGCAUGUAAGAGUGAAAAUGCCCCUGCGACGGAAAAAGAAAAUAUAGCUAAUCCAGUUAAUCCAUCGACCACAAGUGGUAACAUUAUCAACUAAAGUAAUUGUGGUAUAAGUUUUUUAUGGACGUUAUAAACUAUAUUGAAAAAUAAAUUACUUCUACCUCUGUUGUUAUCAAAAGUU
Molecule: messenger RNA, 1936 nt
Organism: Ctenocephalides felis (cat flea)
Lineage: Eukaryota; Metazoa; Arthropoda; Insecta; Siphonaptera; Pulicidae
Product: sex determination protein fruitless-like
Exons: 6
Coding region: 224-1852 (542 amino acids)
Biological process (GO): regulation of transcription by RNA polymerase II
Cellular component (GO): nucleus
Molecular function (GO): protein binding
Source: RefSeq, a predicted model, not a curated record